Scheffersomyces coipomensis is the source of this 1297-nucleotide messenger RNA. RefSeq lists its product as uncharacterized. Gene Ontology annotation, cellular component: cytoplasm. Lineage: Eukaryota; Fungi; Ascomycota; Pichiomycetes; Serinales; Debaryomycetaceae. Bases 108 to 1244 code for a protein of 378 amino acids. The record is from RefSeq and is a predicted model, not a curated record. The transcript has a single exon. Gene Ontology annotation, biological process: protein import into nucleus.
AAAAAAAUUAAACUAUCACGCAUAAAUGUUUUUGUUUACAAAAUGAGGUUAUGAUAGAUAUCAAAAGUGUUGUUCUGUUUGAUUUUAACUAUUAGUAAAUUAGGAUCAUGCCAACAAAUAUCCCACCUAAGAUCCUUAGGAUCAAGAGGAAACGAAAUCAAGAUCCUCUUCAAGCAUUGAUUCUUGAAGAUAAACGAAGUUCAAAACGUUCGAAACCUUCAACUCCAAUCCAAUCUCCAAUAAGUACACCCAUAAAGUCCAAUUCAAGAGAGAAUUUAAAUCUUAUCUUUACGUUGACUAGAACUGAUACAUUAGGUAAAGAUGAUUGGGAUGAAACUAUUUUACAAUCUGUUUUAUCAGAAAGUAUCAAUACAAAAGUACUGGAUACUCCUACUAAAGAUGAUGAACUUUAUUCAGUUUUGAAGAUGAAUUUACGUCAUGAUAGGAAAAGAAAAUUCGUUAUACCUAAAAAUCAAACUGAAGAAGAUACAAUCAUUCCUAAUGAGUUAUCAGAUAUGGUCAAUUCAAUGUUAACCGUAAGUAAUACUAAUGAUACUACUAGAAAGAGAAGAACUAGAAAUCAUAAAGUUAGUUUUAAUGAAUCAGUUCAAGUACGUCAACAAAUCACCACUACCACCACCACUGAAGAGCCUAAACAAGGUGACGAUAAAUCUAAUGAUGAUGAAGCUUCAGAAUAUGUUUAUGAUGUCUAUCAAUUGAAUAGUGCCAUACCUUUGACUUCGGCAAAUCACCCUCAAUCUCAAAUUGGAUAUAUAAGAUUUUUCGAUGAUGAUGAUCCUAAUGAUCUUUAUCAAAGUGAUGAUGAUACUACCAUGCCUGCUACGGCAUUCUCUGAUGAUGAAGAUUCCAAUGCUGAAGAUUUUUAUCAAAAUGAUUAUCCUACUGAUGAAGAUGCAGGAGCUUUCAGUGAAACUAAUUCAUUUACGGAAAAUCCUGAUGAUGAUGAUGAAGGUGAAGAAUAUGAGAAUGAACAGAUUGGUAAAUCAUAUAUUGACAAUCGAUUAGAUGAUAGUGAAUUAGAUGGGUUUGAAAAUGCUGGUUCUUAUUUACCUGAUGAUAAUUACUAUGUCGAUGAAGAUAAUGAUGAUAAUGAUGACGAAAUGAACUCAAAUUUUAAAAGAAAUACUUUCUUUGCUUCUGAUGAACAUGAUCCAAUGGCCAUCCAUAGAGAUAAAGUGUUUGGAAAAUUGGAGAAAAUGAUCCAAGAUAUGGAUGAGAAUUAAGGAAUAUAUAAACCAUAUUCUUUAUUAAUGAUACAAAUGUCUAUGUAUUUAUA